This is a messenger RNA of Cooperia oncophora, 267 nucleotides long. The record is from the annotation of a GenBank genome assembly. NCBI's taxonomy places the organism in Eukaryota, Metazoa, Nematoda, Chromadorea, Rhabditida, Trichostrongylidae.
UUGCUUUCAGAACGUAUACUAGGAUCGAGCUUCGCCUCAUAUCCGAGAAGAAAUCGAGCACGUGUGGACUCUGCCUCAGCCGCUCGGAAUAUUCCCACCAUACAGAGCACAAACCAUCCUGCCCAGCAGCCCCUGCGAAGGGGUGAUGAGGAGAACGAAGAUAACGCGACACCUUCAGAACGAACCAGAUAUUCCAUUGAGAGUGAUGACACUCAAACCCUUUUUGAUACCAUCGAUAUUCUCGAAAAUCUUUCAAGACAAGGUUGA